GAUAUUGUUCAUGCUGUACGAACUGUUACCAGAUCAGUUGAACUGGUAAAUUAAACACGCAAGACUGGGACAUCGAUUGAACUACAACAGAUCCCAAAUCAGAGGCGGACCAGAGGGCGGACCGAAUACUCGUGUACACCGGAAGUAGUAGGAAGCCCAGUGAGUUGUCUGUCUCCCAUUGUCAACAGUAUUUUGUAUGCGGGAGUUUACUGAUGAAAAGAGCCGUUUAUCAUUAGUUAAACAACUUUGAAACGAUUCGAUAAUUUAAACAAUUUUCACUGACAAUUAGAACACAUAUAAAACGAAAAAAUGAACGUGACUCUGGCUGUCAAGCAGUACAUUUCCAAAAUGAUAGAGAGCAGCGGACCCGGGAUGAAGGUGCUGCUGAUGGACAAGGAGACGACCAGUAUUGUGAGUGUGGUGUACACUCAGUCUGAGAUCCUGCAGAAGGAGGUCUACCUUUUUGAGCGCAUCGACUCACAAAACCGAGACAACAUGAAGCACCUCAAAGCGAUCUGCUUUCUCCGGCCAACCAAGGAGAAUGUAGAGCACCUGAUUCAAGAGCUUCGUCGGCCCAAGUAUAGUGUCUAUUUCAUCUAUUUCAGUAACGUGAUCAGUAAGAGUGAGAUAAAGGUUUUGGCUGAGGCAGAUGAACAGGAAGUAGUUGCAGAAGUGCAGGAGUUCUAUGGAGAUUUCAUUGCUGUGAACCCACAUCUUUUCUCCCUCAACCUUCAAGGUGUAUCCAGGGGUCGCAGUUGGGAGCCGAGUGUCCUGCCUCGAGUCACUCAGGGUUUGACAUCAGUGCUGCUGGCCCUGAAGAAAUGCCCCAUGAUCCGCUACCAGCUCUCUUCUGACAUGUCCAAAAGGCUGGCAGAGAGUGUCAAACAAAUCAUUACAAAGGAGUAUGAACUGUUUGACUUCAGAAAAACAGAAGUACCUCCUCUUCUCCUUAUUUUAGACAGAAGUGAUGAUGCCAUUACUCCGCUUCUCAACCAGUGGACAUAUCAGGCCAUGGUUCAUGAGCUACUGGGCCUCAAUAACAACCGCAUAGACCUGUCGAGAGUGCCUGGAAUCAGUAAGGACCUACGGGAGGUGGUCUUGUCUGCAGAAAAUGAUGAAUUUUAUGCAAAUAACUUGUACCUGAAUUUUGGUGAGAUUGGAACAAACAUCAAGAACCUAAUGGAGGAUUUUCAGAAGAAAAAGCCCAAGGACCAACAGAAAUUAGAGUCAAUAUCUGACAUGAAGGCAUUUGUGGACAACUACCCCCAGUUUAAGAAAAUGUCGGGGACUGUCUCAAAGCACGUGACCGUGGUUGGGGAGCUGUCCCGGCUGGUCAGUGAAAGACAGCUGAUGGAGGUGUCUGAGGUGGAGCAGGAGUUGGCCUGCCAGAGUGACCACUCCAAUGCACAACAGAGUCUGAGGCGGCUCCUGCAGAACCCUCGGCUUUCUGAAAUCGACGCUGUGCGUCUGGUGAUGCUGUACGCGCUUCGCUACGAGAAACACAGCAGCAGUAUUCUGCCCAGCCUUAUGGAAGAUCUCAAUCGCAAAGGGGUGUCAGAGAGACACCGCAAGAUGGUGCAGGCCAUGGUGGAAUAUGGUGGAAAACGAGUCAGAGGAAGUGACCUCAUUGCUCCUACAGAUGCUGUGGCCAUUACCAAGCAGUUUUUCAAAGGACUUAAGGGAGUUGAAAAUGUGUACACACAGCAUCAGCCGCUUCUACAUGACACGCUGGAUCAGCUGAUCAAGGGACGUUUGAAGGACAGCCAGUUCCCCUACCUCGGGCCAAGUUCUCUGAGAGACAGACCUCAAGACAUUAUAGUCUUCAUAAUUGGCGGGGCCACUUACGAGGAGGCGCUUACUGUUUACAACCUGAACCGCACAAUGCCAGGGGUACGCAUCAUACUCGGGGGCACGGCCAUUCACAACACUAAGAGCUUCCUGGAGGAAGUGACGCUCGCAGUGGGUUCGGGUGGAGACCGGACACAAGGACGAGGCCGUCAGAUGAGCCGACGUUGAGCUUUUAUCAUCAAUCAUAUUAAUGUGUGCUGUCUUUUCUCUCUCCUUACAUUCCUUUCAAAUAUUUCAGUUUUUGGGAGGAAAAUCCGUCACACUGCACAAUAAGGCUCAAUUCUUUAACAUUAAUGAACAACAAUUUGCACAGCUUAAAUAAGAGAAUCAUAAAUAUACUAUUGUUCAUUUUUAAUUCAUGAGUGCUCAUAAGAACAAGUAACAACUUGAAUUGAUAAAAAUGUGUUAGUAUAUGUGCAGAAAUAUUUAGGAAACAUUCGCCUAGAUAAAUAAAUACUGUAAAAUUCUUGUUCAUUGUUAGUUCAUGAGACUAUGUGCUAACUAGUGAAUCAAGUGUAGUGUUAUCAUCUAUAUACUAUAGUGUUGAUAAUGAUAUGUGAAACACUGUAAAUGUGCAUAACUUUUAUGAUCACGUGUAAAUAAUGCCCCAAAAGUGAUCACAAUGACAGCAUUUUUAUUUAUUGGAUUGGUGAUGCUAUUGAUCUUUUUUGGAAAGAAGACUACUGUAUGUUCAGUAAAAAAGUAUAAAAUGAUAUAUCUUUUAAAUAUACUAUAAACAGGCUGCUCUGUGUAUAUAACUUGGGUGACAAUAAUAUGAAGUUUUACAUCAAAAGUGCCCGACAAAGCUGGAAAAAUCAUUCCAACAGUUGGGUUUUAAAAAAAAAUUGUUCCACCAUAUUUGUUAUAACUUGUAUUAUUAUUUUUAACAUCACUAUCCAUGCAGCUAAAUUAAAUGGCAUGUUGCAAAUAUCCAGACAUUAAUAAAUGUUUUUAAAAUUAUAAAAGAUCAUGGAUGUUUAUUUGCAGCGUGUCAUCUGCUCAUGAAAAAGAGCUCAUUAGUUCAGCCUGUUAUUAUAAUAUUAACGUCAAAGGCUUUUAACAAUUAAAAUGACAGUUCUUGGUGGACUGAGUUUAAAUCGGCUAACUAUAAAGCCUUGUAUAAACAUCAAUGUAUUUGCAUCUCAGUGUGUCUGUAAAUGCGUGUCUUUUUUGAAUAAGCUUUGCCUUUGUACAUACUGUAGCUUGAUAAACUGGACAACAUGAUAAAUAAGUGACGAUAUUUUAUGAUGCUCUUCAAUAAAUGAAAAGUAAAAAAUGAAAAAUCUAA
Pimephales promelas (fathead minnow) is the source of this 3136-nucleotide messenger RNA. RefSeq names its product vacuolar protein sorting 45 homolog (gene vps45). Lineage: Eukaryota; Metazoa; Chordata; Actinopteri; Cypriniformes; Leuciscidae. The record is from RefSeq and is a predicted model, not a curated record. Gene Ontology annotation, biological process: vesicle-mediated transport.